Molecule: messenger RNA, 3945 nt
Organism: Sceloporus undulatus (fence lizard)
Lineage: Eukaryota; Metazoa; Chordata; Lepidosauria; Squamata; Phrynosomatidae
Product: neurobeachin-like
Exons: 17
Coding region: 33-2252 (739 amino acids)
Biological process (GO): intracellular protein localization
Cellular component (GO): cytosol; membrane
Molecular function (GO): protein kinase binding
Source: RefSeq, a predicted model, not a curated record
UUGCUUAUACAGAAGGUCUUCAUGGAAAAUGGAUGUUCAGUGAAAUUCGAGCUGUUUUCUCAAGACGAUAUCUUCUUCAGAAUACAGCCUUGGAGGUGUUCAUGGCAAACAGAACCUCCGUAAUGUUCAAUUUUCCUGACCAAGCAACAGUCAAAAAGGUUGUGUACAGCUUACCUCGUGUUGGAGUGGGAACCAGCUAUGGCUUGCCACAAGCAAGGCGAAUUUCUUUGGCCACUCCUCGUCAACUGUACAAAUCUUCCAACAUGACUCAGCGGUGGCAGCGAAGGGAAAUUUCAAAUUUUGAAUAUUUGAUGUUUCUCAAUACUAUAGCAGGUCGUACAUAUAAUGAUCUGAACCAAUACCCUGUAUUUCCAUGGGUAUUAACAAAUUAUGAAUCUGAGGAGUUGGAUCUAACCUUGCCAGGAAACUUCAGAGAUCUUUCAAAGCCCAUUGGUGCUUUGAACCCAAAGAGAGCAGUCUUUUAUGCAGAGCGCUAUGAGACAUGGGAAGAUGAUCAGACUCCACCUCAUCAUUAUAACACACAUUAUUCCACAUCUACUUGUACAUUAGCCUGGCUGGUCCGCAUUGAGCCCUUUACAACAUUCUUCCUCAAUGCAAAUGAUGGAAAAUUUGAUCAUCCAGACAGAACCUUCUCUUCAGUGGCAAGAUCUUGGAGAAACAGCCAAAGAGACACUUCAGAUGUAAAGGAGUUAAUUCCAGAGUUUUACUACCUACCAGAAAUGUUUGUCAACAGUAAUGGAUAUAAUCUUGGAGUCAGAGAAGAUGAAGUUGUUGUGAAUGAUGUAGAGCUUCCCCCUUGGGCAAAGAAGCCUGAAGAUUUUGUGCGCAUCAAUAGGAUGGCUCUGGAAAGUGAGUUUGUAUCCUGUCAGCUUCACCAGUGGAUUGACCUUAUUUUUGGCUACAAGCAACGUGGACCAGAGGCAGUCCGAGCACUUAAUGUUUUCCACUACCUGACAUAUGAAGGCUCUGUUAACCUUGACAGUAUCACCGAUCCUGUGCUCAGGGAGGCCAUGGAGGCACAGAUACAGAACUUUGGACAGACGCCAUCUCAGUUGCUUAUUGAGCCACAUCCGCCUCGGAGCUCUGCCAUGCACCUGUGUUUCCUUCCACAGAGUCCACUUAUGUUUAAAGAUCAGAUGCAGCAGGAUGUCAUAAUGGUCCUCAAAUUUCCAUCAAAUUCUCCUGUCACACAUGUGGCAGCCAACACGCUUCCCCACCUUACCAUUCCUGCUGUAGUAACCGUGACUUGCAGCCGACUUUUUGCAGUGAAUAGAUGGCACAACACAGUAGGCCUCAGGGGAGCUCCUGGAUAUUCUUUGGAUCAAGCUCAUCAUCUUCCCAUUGAAAUGGAUCCCCUGAUAGCCAAUAACUCUGGUGUGAACAAACGGCAGAUCACAGACCUUGUGGAUCAAAGCAUCCAGAUCAAUGCUCAUUGCUUUGUGGUCACAGCAGAUAAUCGCUACAUUCUUAUCUGUGGUUUCUGGGACAAGAGCUUUCGGGUUUAUUCUACAGAAACAGGAAAACUAACUCAGAUUGUGUUUGGCCACUGGGAUGUAGUCACAUGCCUUGCCAGAUCGGAAUCUUAUAUUGGUGGGGACUGCUACAUAGUCUCUGGCUCUCGUGAUGCUACAUUACUGCUAUGGUACUGGAGUGGUCGGCAUCAUAUCAUUGGUGACAAUCCAAACAGUAGUGAUUACCCUGCUCCCAGAGCUGUUCUGACUGGCCAUGAUCAUGAAGUUGUCUGUGUAUCAGUUUGUGCUGAACUAGGACUUGUCAUAAGUGGUGCUAAAGAAGGACCUUGCCUGGUGCACACCAUUACUGGAGAUUUGCUGCGAGCACUUGAAGGAACCGAAAAUUGUUUGUAUCCCCGCCUAAUUUCAGUGUCUAGUGAAGGCCACUGUAUUAUCUACUAUGAUCGAGGCAGGUUCAGCAAUUUCAGCAUUAAUGGCAAACUCUUGGCUCAGAUGGAAAUCAACGAUUCAACCAGGGCUAUUCUCCUGAGCAGUGAUGGGCAGAAUCUGGUUACAGGUGGUGAUAAUGGGGUUGUGGAAGUAUGGCAGGCUUGUGACUUCAAGCAGCUCUACAUUUACCCAGGCUGUGAUGCUGGCAUUAGAGCAAUGGACCUGUCCCAUGAUCAGAGGACUCUAAUUACUGGCAUGGCUUCUGGUAGCAUUGUAGCUUUUAAUAUAGAUUUUAAUCGGUGGCAUUAUGAGCAUCAGAAUAGAUAUUGAACCAGAGUGAAGAACCGAAAACAAAGGUGAAACUGAGAGCACAAGUGCUACUGGGAAGGCAUAAUCUCUGGUGGAAAAAUAAAUCUACAUUGACCUCCGUUGUACAUUCCAUUACACCCAGCAAUAGCUGUACAUUGUAGUCAGCAACCAUUUUAUUUUGUGUGUUUUUUCACAACUGAACACCAGCUGCUGCAGAAGCAGGCUUAUAUCAUGUAAAUUAAAAUGACUUAGGAGAUGUUUUGGUAAUUAUUUCAUAUACCUUUGUUUACUGAGAAAAGGUAGUAGAACAUGUCACAAGAGACUUUUGAAUAGUCUGAGGACCCUUGUGUCUGGUUGUUAUAUUGUUUGGGCCAUGAACCUAGCAUACAUUUCCCAUUUCCGGCCUCUUUUCAAGCUGAAAAAUAAUUAAAAGGAGAAAAAAAACUACGUUUGAUACUUUGUACAUCAGAUGCACAUCUUAACUUUAAAGGGAUACUUUUGUAAAAGUAAAACCUUGUAUAAAAAACAAAAAAAGUUUCUUAAUUUUAUUGUGGAGUUACAACUUGCAUGUACUUUAAACCUGAUGUCUUGAUGAAACAGCCACAUUCACAGAUUGAACUGGGGCCCAGCUUGUAUUCAAGAGUUGAAAUGGGGUGCAAGCCACAAUUUUGUCAUUGCCACUGCAACAUGGUUUGCACUUUUCCAUCUCAAGCCACCCCUUCUAAGUGGAGUUUUGCUCAUGACAUGAAGCAUUUGGAUAUGAAGCCAUUGUUUGCCAUAUUUAUGCAUUAUAAAAAGAAAAGAAAAAUCUUCCCUCAAUAAUUUAAUACUGCGAUAAGACAGGCGGGAGCACAGAAGAGGUGCCAUGCUACAGUGCUUAAUGACUUCCGCCAAAGCGAGAGUGCUAGACUUCUAGAUUCAUCACAUUUGGCAUACUGUACAUUGGAGGAAGAGAGCAAUUAAGAUUUUUCUCUUCAGUUCCUUAGAUAAAGCUUGGUUAAAAUCAGCCUAGCUUCAUUGGGUUUGUUCUUUUACUUUCUUCUGAAAAUCACAUGUUCAGCCACAUUCUCUGUUGAAGGCACUUCAUGUUUGACAAUACUGUAACGGUGACUAUCAGGAUAAUUUGCCGCACAUUCUACAGAUCAAGUAACAUACCCAGGGGUAUAUACACUUCAUGUUUCUUCUUUGUAUAUUUGGUGACUGUAUUGUCAUAGAUGUACAUAUUGUGUCGGUAGGGCUAUGAGGCAUGUAACAGGAAUGUAAUUUUCUCAGACUUUACACUCAAUUGCAGUCAUUUAAAAAAGAAAAAUCAAGAUAAUGGAUUCUUUGUACUGGCACUUUGCACCAGGAACAUAUCAUUAUUUAUUGAUGUGAUUCUUAUUUGGUAUCCACCUUGUAUUAGUAAGUUUUAGCACUAAAAUACCUUCUUCAUUGUUGUUUGUAUUUAUAAGAUUCUGAAAUCAUGGGGAAUCAAUGUAAUGAUUAAGUUAUUCAUCAUCAGUCUGUAAGCAAUAUCUUGAGUUUGUAGCUUAGAAUUGGGAGAAUAUUGAACAUCUGGAAGAUAAGUUCAUUUCAUCUCAAGAUCAUGGUGAAAUAUUUUGGAUAUAUAAAUUCCUUAAGCUAUUGUAACCAUGUUUUAUUGCAAAGAUGUAAAAUAUGCCAGAUGUGUGUGAGUUGGAAAUCAAAAUGAAAAAUAAAAUAUGCAAAGAAUUUA